AUGUCUCUGUGGUCAUCUUUCCGAGGGAAGUGGAAGCUGGGCAGGAAGAACGUGGUGGGGAGCUCUGCUCAGUUGCCGAAAGAGGACUAUGAAGUCUUAUUGGAAAAUUGCCUGAGGAAUCACUGUCUCUUUGAAGACAACAGCUUUCCAGCCACCCUGAGCUCCAUAGGCCGAGGGCCCCUGCUGCAGAAGCUGCCGUCUCGCCUGUAUUGGAAGAGACCUCCGGAGCUUCACAGAAACCCCCAGUUCUUUUCUGAAAACACCAAAAGAUUGGACCUGUGCCAGGGCGUGGUAGGAGACUGCUGGUUCCUGGCUGCGUUGCAAGCGCUAACCUUGCACCAGGACAUCCUGAGGCGAGUUGUUCCCCUGGACCAGAGUUUCACUGAGAACUAUGCUGGCAUCUUCCGGUUCUGGUUUUGGCACUUUGGGAACUGGGUUCCCGUUGUGAUAGAUGAUCGUCUGCCUGUGAAUGAGGCUGGCCAGCUGGUCUUUGUCUCCUCUACCUGCAAGAACCUGUUCUGGGGUGCUCUUUUGGAAAAGGCCUAUGCCAAGCUCUGCGGCUCCUAUGAAGACUUGCAGACUGGACAGGUGUCAGAAGCCCUUGUGGACUUCACUGGGGGAGUGACAAUGACCAUCAACCUGGCAGAAACCCCUGAAAACCUGUGGACCGUCCUGACCCUAGCCUUCUAUAGCAGGACCCUCAUUGGCUGCCAGACCGUCUCAGGGACGGUGAAGGUGCUGGAGAAUGGACUGGUGGAUGGGCAUGCCUACACACUCACUGGCAUCAGAAAGGUGACCUGCAGAAACGGACCCGAAUAUUUAGUCCAGCUGCGGAACCCCUGGGGGAAGGUGGAAUGGAAGGGAGACUGGAGUGACAGCUCAAGUAAGUGGGAGCUGCUGUGUCCCAAAGAGAAGAUUCUGCUGCUGAGGAAAGACGAAGAUGGACAGUUCUGGAUGACACUGCAGGACUUUAAAAUGCAUUUUGCGCAUCUGUUCAUCUGUAAGCUGACUCCCGGCCUGUUGAGGCAGGAACCUGGCCAGAGGUGGAUGUGCACCAUGCGGGAGGGGAGAUGGGUCAAGGGGAGCACCGCUGGUGGCAAAUUGAAGUCACCCCUUGACACAUUUUGGAAGAACCCGCAGUUUCUGCUAUCUGUCUGGAAGCCCGAGUUGGCCAGGAGGUCUCUGCAUCCAUGCAGUGUGCUGAUAUCUCUACUCCAGAAGCCCAGGCAUAGGCACCGCACCCGGAAACCAUACCUCGCCAUCGGCUUCUACCUCUUCAGGGUAGCCAAGCACUAUGGUGAACAGAGGAGACUGCCCCCUAAGUUCUUCUGGAAGAAUGUUCCCUUGAGUCGACCAGAGAGAUUUCAUACUGGGAAAGAAGUGAGCCAAGAGUUGUGGCUGGACCCAGGCACAUAUCUCAUUGUGCCCUGCACAUCUGAGGCCAACCAGGAGUUGGAGUUCAUCCUUAGAGUCUUCUCCAGGAAGCAUAUCUUUUACGAAAUUGGCAGUGACCCCCAUGUUGUCAUGUCUAAGGAAAUAGUAGAACAACACGAAGAGCAAGAUGAAUUCUUCACCAAACUCUUUGCAAAGUAUCCAGAAAUAAAUGCAGUUCAACUGCAGAAAAUCCUGAACAACAUGACCUGGUCCAAAUUGGGGCACGCACAACCUGUCUUCAGCCUUGAGGCCUGCCAGGGGAUCCUUGCCCUCCUGGACCUGAACGCCACAGGUACUGUGAGCAUCCAGGAAUUCAGGGACCUGUGGAAACAGCUGAUGCUCUGUCAGGAUGUUUUCCACAAACAAGACAGUCACCAGUCAGGAUACUUGAACUGGGACCAGAUGCGGGCUGCUGUGAAGGAGGCAGGGCUGGGGCUCACUGACGAUGUCUGCAAGCUGAUGCUCAUCCGCUACGGCGGCCCCAAUCUCCAGAUUGACUUUGUACAGUUUGUCCACCUGAUGCUGCGUGCAGAGAACAUGGAGGAGGCCUUCCAGAACUUAACGCAGGAUGGCAAAGGCAUAUACCUCCAGAAGCCAGAGUGGCUAAUGAUGACUCUCUACUCCUGA
Messenger RNA from Echinops telfairi (small Madagascar hedgehog), 2061 nucleotides. It is a transcript of the gene CAPN14, whose product is annotated as calpain 14. Gene Ontology annotation, molecular function: calcium ion binding; calcium-dependent cysteine-type endopeptidase activity. The record is from RefSeq and is a predicted model, not a curated record. Gene Ontology annotation, cellular component: cytoplasm. The coding region runs from base 1 to 2061 and encodes 686 amino acids. Gene Ontology annotation, biological process: proteolysis. The transcript has 21 exons. NCBI's taxonomy places the organism in Eukaryota, Metazoa, Chordata, Mammalia, Afrosoricida, Tenrecidae.